Arachis stenosperma is the source of this 520-nucleotide messenger RNA. RefSeq lists its product as uncharacterized. The transcript has 5 exons. Gene Ontology annotation, cellular component: nucleus. Bases 93 to 503 code for a protein of 136 amino acids. Gene Ontology annotation, molecular function: RNA binding. NCBI's taxonomy places the organism in Eukaryota, Viridiplantae, Streptophyta, Magnoliopsida, Fabales, Fabaceae. The record is from RefSeq and is a predicted model, not a curated record.
AGCUAACUACGAAAGUUGAGUUCAACAAUUGUCGCUGAGAAAGAGAGGGGAAAAGCGCACGCGAAGGAAGAGAGAGCUCGCAAGUUGCAAUAAUGGAGGUGAUAGUGAGUGCUGAUGCUGUUAGUGCUGAGAACAACAACGAGGCGAAUCAUCGUCGUAAUGAAAAGGAGGAGAAGAAGAUCGUUCGCAUUCAGGUUUCCAAAACCAAGAAACGCCUCGAUUUCUACCUCAACCUUUCUAAGAGGUAUAUAAAGCAGAACAAUGACGUCGCUCUCUGCGCGCUCGGCAUGGCUAUUCCAACAGCUAUACUCAUCUCUGAAAUUCUGAAACGCAAUGGGUGGGCAACUGAGAAAAAUUUAGCGAUAGCCACUGUUGCCGCUAAAGUCAAGGAAGGCCGGGCGAUUCACAAGCCUAAGAUUGAGAUUGUUCUGGGUAAGGAUAAUGAAGUUGACGGAAGCACUGUUGCUGAGACAUUGGAGAAUGGUGCUGAGAAUAAGGCGUAAAAGUAGUGUCGUGCAUG